UAUAUACACACUCACACAUUUACUUCUUCCCCAAAAAACUCGUUCUUCACCUCCAACCCUAAAUUCACACACACACACACACACUACAAAACCUCUCAAUUUCACACCUUUUUUUUAUUUUAUUCUAUUUCUAUAUUAGAUCUAAACAAAACAAAAAAAAAAAAACACAUAAAAUUUACCUACAUCUUUCUUUACAUUGCUGAAUUCCGUACACAUUUUUCUUUAAAUUUUGUUCGAUCUAAUCACUAAUUUUGCUUUUAUUAUUAUUAUUCACGUAAUUCUGUUAGAUCUGGAAUUUAGCUACUAAUUUAUCACAACUCAUCAUUUGAUUUAUUAUAUAUAUAGAUAUAGAUAUAGAUAUAUAAGUAGGUAGUGUUUAGUUACAAUUGAUACAUAUAUUUAAAAAUUAUAUCUAUUAUUAGAUUAGAUAUAUAUAAUUGAUUUAAAUUAAUGUAUAUGGCAAUGCAACCAGGGAAUAUGGUGAUAUCUGAUAAAAUGCAGUAUCCGAGUGGCGGUGCGGUUAUGCCGACCGUCGCAGGGAGUGGGACGGGGUGGUAUGGGGAUGAAAGGGAUGGGUUUUUAAUGUGGUUAAGGGGGGAAUUUGCUGCUGCGAAUGCGAUUAUCGAUUCGUUGUGUCAUCAUUUGAAGAGUGUAGGUGAACAAGGGGAGUAUGAUGGGGUGAUAGGGUCUAUACAACAAAGGAGGUGUAAUUGGAACCCUGUGUUGCAUAUGCAACAGUAUUUUUCGGUGGCUGAGGUGUUUAACGCGUUGCAGCAGGUGACGUGGAGGCGGCAACAACAGCAACAGCCACAGCGUCGUGGGGGCGGUGGUGGUGGGGUUUAUGAGCCGGUGAAGGGUGUGGGAUCAGGGAAAGAGUAUAAGAAAUCGAGUGGUGUUGGGUUUAGGCACGGAAAUGGGCAUGGGCAGGGUCAUAGAGUUGAGAUACCUUUGAAAGAUGGCUAUAAUUCGAGUGUUGAAUUUAAGAGUCCCCGAAAUGUUGUGAUUGAAGUUCCAAAAUCUAAUGAAAAAUUUGAACUUUCCAAGUAUAAUGCUGCAGGUUUAAACUCAAAAUCUCAAAUAGACAACAAUGCUAAGAGCAUGGACUUGAAAUCAGCUUUGUCCGAGGGUCUAGAAUGUGAGGUGAAAGAAAAUCCCAACUCAAAAGGAUGCGCUAAUGCACAUUUGGAGAAUAAUUUAUCUUCUAUGGAAACUCCGCAGCAGAAGCCAAAUAUUUUAGCUAUUUCAAAAACUUUUGUUGCUACUGAGACGACAGAUGGAAAAACGGUUAAUGUGGUUGAUGGACUGAAAAUGUAUGAAGAAUUAUUUGAUGGUUCUGGAGUUAAGAAGAUGGUUAGCUUGGUAAAUGAUCUGAGGGGUGCAGGAAAACGGGGACAAUUUCAAGGACAAACAUUUACUUUACUAAAGAGACCCAUGAAAGGUCAUGGAAGAGAGAUCAUUCAAUUUGGCUCACCUGUUGUGGAUACUACUUUUGAUGAUGAAGCCAUUAGUAAACCCUCCAAAGAUCGGAAAAUAGAACCCAUUCCAAGUUUGUUUCAAGAAUUUAUUGAAAGGCUAAUGACCAUGCAAAUUCUGACAGUGAAGCCAGACUCAUGCAUUAUUGAUAUCUACAAUGAGGGAGACCACUCGCAGCCUCAGUUGUGGCCACAUUGGUAUGGAAGGCCUGUAUGUGUUUUGUUCUUGACAGAAUGUGACAUGACUUUUGGUAGAGUGAUAGGAUUCGAUCAUCCUGGGGAUUACAGGGGUUCUGUUAAGAUCUCUCUCACUCCUGGAUCAAUGCUUGUUAUGGAAGGAAAAUCUGCUGAUUACGCUAAACACGCCAUUCCCUCGAUUCGGAAACAACGCAUACUUGUAACAUUGACCAAGUCGCAACCUAGGAGAGCUACACUGGCUCCACUAGCACCCCCAUCCCACUGGGCAUCUCCCCCUAGUAGGUCCCCAAAUCACGUGGGGCCCAAGCACUAUGUCCAAGUUCCAACAACCGGUGUUUUACCACCUCCAAAUGGUAUCCAGCCUAUAUUUGUUCCAGCUGCUGUUGGUGCACAAGCCAUGGCUUUCCCGGCCGCACCCGUGGGUUCAGGAUGGGCGACAGCUGCUCCUCUGAGGCAGCAUGCUCCACCUGGCACUGGAGUCUUCCUUCCUCCAGGUGGCAAUUCUGCAUCUGUGGAACCCUCUACUGCAGAAAAGGAGAAUGGUACAGGAAAGCAUGAUAAUGGUGAGAAUACCACAUCCCCAAAAGAGAGUGUGGAAAAUCUGGAUGAAAAUGGUGGUAAGAAGGCGGCGGCAGAAACAUGAUGACACAAAAGUGACAAGUUAGAGCAGAAGAGCUGCUUAGGGAGACAAACAAAGAGGUGAAUUUCCUCCAGAGGCUGACCUGCAAUGGGUUUGAAGCAAAUGUAAAAGUGCAGAAGUGGGAGACUUAAUACUACGAGCAGAACAGAGCGAUGGAAGAGUUAUACUAGAGUUGGCUCUGGAAUCCUUUGUUUAUUUUUGUUGUCUUACUACGUGAACACGAACACGGAUUUCAAUUUAGCUCUAUUUACACGUCGCUUUGGUUAUGCCUA
This is a messenger RNA of Erigeron canadensis, 2582 nucleotides long. Its product is annotated as RNA demethylase ALKBH10B. The record is from RefSeq and is a predicted model, not a curated record. The transcript is spliced from 8 exons. Gene Ontology annotation, molecular function: demethylase activity; mRNA binding. Gene Ontology annotation, biological process: mRNA catabolic process. NCBI's taxonomy places the organism in Eukaryota, Viridiplantae, Streptophyta, Magnoliopsida, Asterales, Asteraceae. The coding region runs from base 451 to 2313 and encodes 620 amino acids.